Messenger RNA from Didymodactylos carnosus, 303 nucleotides. The record is from the annotation of a GenBank genome assembly. NCBI's taxonomy places the organism in Eukaryota, Metazoa, Rotifera, Eurotatoria, Philodinida, Philodinidae.
GGUGAUCUGGAUUCAAUAUUUCUAUUGAAAUCAACAAGUUGGAAUAUACCAACAAUUGAAGAAUUUCACAAGCAGUUCAAAGAUCACAUCGAAGUAGAUAUUCGACAACAACCAAACAACGAUGAAUCAUAUCGAUUAACAAUAUCGGGCAAAUGUGGUGAUCUUGACCAUUCGAACGACAACAAUCAACAAUACAAUGAUCGAAUAAAUAUUGGAAAUUGUGCUACAAGUCUCUGUCAACCACGUUCAAACUUAUCAUUUGAAGAUUUGAGUUAUUUGGAUUGCCGUGAUUUAUCUGAAUGA